GAUAGGUUUCACGAACUGUGACCCCGAGUUCAUCCUCCCCCAACACAGUAAACUUCAACCACACGACCAAGCAGCAACAGAUGUUAUCGACUUUCGUGUCAAGGGCAACUGCAUUUUGGAAGAUAACUGUUCGAAUCUUCAUCGCUUACAAUGGACCCGAAAACCUAUAUCAACACUACCAGCCAAGGAUAUCGUUGUCUUUGAGGACGUCAGUUGGAUAGUAGAUCGUAAAGUUCAAGGUUUCUAUAUUUUACAACAUUCAUGUUUUGUCAACAAUAUGUUGUUGGAAUGGGAGUUUUUUGACAAUGAUGAUCGUGUAUUCAGAUGUCAGAUGAAGAUACAGAAGGAAGAUGUUGGAACCGAACCUGCAGUGUCUCUUAGUAAGAUAGGCUCUAGAAAUUUUGCAGCAGCUGAUAUCUUGUUUAAGCUCUACGAAACACAACCAGUCAUAGAGGUUUCUGCUUACACUAAACCUGAUCAAGCGAUAGAAUAUGUCAGUUUUGAUACGUUGCUUAAAGAAGCGGAGGUGUUGAAGAAAGCUGCCGAGGAUGCAGGAGAAAACGUUACAGCUACUACAGCUGAGGGAACUGAUUCAGAAACUGAGACCAGUGACACAGAUGUUGAAAUGAAGGAAGAAGUAACAGAUUCACAGGCUAAGAAGAAAUAUCCUAGAAAACCACAUUACCGUCAUGCUGAUAGAUUUAUUUUAAAAGCUGCCCAGGCACGACUAGACGAAUUCAUAAAAGUUAAAAUGCUAAAAGAUCUACUGUUUGGACCUGCUUUCCCUCAUCAUAUCACACGCCAGAUUAACGGCUUACUGUAUAACCUCCCCGUUCCAGUUCGCUUUAUAAAUCAUUCCACUAGAAAUCAGAUGUACACCAUUGUAACGCAAAGUAUGUCACCGAUCAAAAUUGUCGCAUUUCUCAAAGCCAACGGUGGACAGUCUGGUCGCUUUCGUUUAGUCGACAAAUCAGAACUUCCGACAUAUAAGGACAUUUUACCAGAACUUAAAAGUAGGGAAAUUUUAACUAAGAUCAAAUCCAAAUUUUAGUAGAAAUUUCAAUUU
Molecule: messenger RNA, 1066 nt
Organism: Patella vulgata (common limpet)
Lineage: Eukaryota; Metazoa; Mollusca; Gastropoda; Patellidae
Exons: 3
Coding region: 278-1051 (257 amino acids)
Source: RefSeq, a predicted model, not a curated record